Messenger RNA from Colletotrichum chrysophilum, 423 nucleotides. RefSeq lists its product as uncharacterized. The transcript has 2 exons. NCBI's taxonomy places the organism in Eukaryota, Fungi, Ascomycota, Sordariomycetes, Glomerellales, Glomerellaceae. The record is from RefSeq and is a predicted model, not a curated record. The coding region runs from base 1 to 423 and encodes 140 amino acids.
AUGCGCGCCUCUGCAAUACUCGCUCUAGGCGUCAGCGCUCUCGCCUGGGCCACCGACGCUACCGGCCUACACCGUCGCCAGGGAUCGGCUCCUUAUUGCCCGCCUCGGUCAGCAACGCCAGAGGAACAACGAGUCAUUUUGGGAGAAUUCAUUCAGGCUUUCUACGUGGACAGAAACGCUACCAAGGCCCUGCUCAACCACGUCUCGGAGGACUACAUUCAGCAUAACCCAAGCGCCCUCUCAGGCCGACAAAACACUUUAGAUGUUCUUGGACCUUUCGUAUCCCCGAAUACCGUCAAUAACACGAUCAUGAAUAAGGGCUUCGAGAAUAAUGUUGCGUUCGACGGCACCUGCAUCAUGGAGCACUGGGAUGUGGCACAGCAACGCCCUGCCAACGCGACCAACCCUCUAGCGAUGUUCUGA